AUGCAUUGCGUUCUUGCUGUUAUUAUGUCCAGUCUCUUCUCUUGCAAGACCACAUCCUCAACAAGAAGAAGUAGCUGUAAAAAGAUUUUCUUGUUCCUUUUUGUUUUGAAAUGCGAACUCAAAUUAAGAAAUCAUCUUGGGGAUUUUUUUUUCAUUUUAAAUGAUUUUGGUACAGGCCCAGUUUACUUGAACUUUGUGUUGAAUGCGACGGAUUUUCCACCCGAGGACUACUAUGACUACAUCAUUGUAGGAGGAGGGACCGCAGGUUGUCCAUUAGCCGCCACUUUGUCGCAGUCAUUUCGGGUUCUUGUCCUUGAAAGAGGUGGCGUUCCCUACGGUAACCAACAUUUGAUGACCCAAGAAGGGUUCUUGACCACACUCACCGAGGUCAACACCUACGACUCUCCUGCUCAAACCUUUACUUCUGAGGAUGGGGUCCAAAACGCCCGCGGACGAAUUCUUGGUGGCAGUAGUGCCAUCAAUGCUGGUUUCUAUAGCCGAGCUGAUCCAGAGUUUUAUGAGAGUUCAGGUUUAAAUUGGAAUGUUAGUUUAGUUAACCGGUCUUACGAGUGGGUUGAGAGGGAAGUUGUUUUUAGGCCAGAGUUAAAGAACUGGCAAUCAGCUGUUAGGGAUGGUUUGAUAGAGGCAGGGGUUGAUCCUUACAAUGGCUUUAGUUUGGACCAUUUGGUUGGGACCAAGAUUGGUGGCUCCACUUUUGAUAGCUUGGGGAAGAGGCAUAGCGCCGCAGAUCUUCUGAAUUAUGCAAGACCAGCUAACAUUAAAGUAGCAAUAUAUGCAAGCGUGGAAAGGGUAUUGCUGGCAUCUUCUUCUUCAAAUGUGAUGUCUCAGCAUUCAGCAAUUGGGGUAGUGUUUCGUGAUGAAAUGGGAAGGUAUCACCACGCUAUGGUGAGGGAACAAGGUGAGGUGAUGUUAUCUGCUGGUGCUAUUGAAAGUCCACAAUUGUUGCUGUUGAGUGGUAUUGGCCCUAGGCUUUAUCUGUCAUCUUGGGGAAUUCCAGUUGCUUAUCAUCAUCCAUAUGUCGGGCAGUACCUCUAUGAUAAUCCAAGGAAUGGCAUCUCAAUUGUACCACCAGUCCCACUAGAGCACUCACUUAUACAGGUUGUCGGGAUAACGGAAGGGGGAGCUUACGUUGAGGCAGCUUCAACUGUUAUCCCUUUUACAUCCCCUGCACGCUCUGUGUUCAUCAGGGCACCAACUUCCCCUCUGUUUUUAAAUGUAGCUACUAUCAUGGAGAAGAUUGUAGGGCCUGUUUCUUCUGGUUCAUUAAGGUUGGCCUCAACAGAUGUCAGGGUAAAUCCCAUAGUUCGCUUUAAUUACUUUAGCAAUCCAAUAGACUUGGAGAGAUGUGUGAAUGGUACACGCAGGAUUGGGGAUGUCUUGAGGAGUCGAUCUAUGGAUUUUUUUAAAUUCAGUGAAAGGUACGGGACUAGAAAUUUCAGGUUUAUAGGGCCUGCAUUGCCUGUUGAUCAAUCCAACAAUGAACAGAUGGCUGAUUUUUGCCGGCGUACUGUCAGCACCAUAUGGCAUUACCAUGGUGGCUGUACUGUGGGGAGAGUGGUUGAUCAAAAUUACCAUGUUAUUGGAAUCGAUGCACUCAGAGUAGUUGACGGAUCAACAUUUAGUGUAUCGCCAGGAACCAACCCUCAGGCCACUCUGAUGAUGUUUGGGAGGUCAGUGUUGAUUGUCAACUCAGUUUCAUAGUUUCUGUCUUGAGUACGGAAGUUAAACAGACUAACUAAUCAGUGUUACUUUGUUUUUGCAGAUAUCUAGGCCUGAAGAUAAUCAGAGAGCGAAUGCAAUUGAAAUGAUACCUUUUGGGAUGAAAGGCUCUAGCAUGCUGCUGGUCUGUUAUUCAGCUACUCGACUAGUCUUUCUGCUUGUUUUAGUUUUCAGAUUUACCUUUUGGUUGGUACUUGUGCAUUUUUUCUAUAGAUAUAUUACAUGUAUGACUCAAGAGUACUGUUUUGUUAAGUGGUUUGUUGGUUUGAACAAUACGUCCAAUAAAGAAGGUUGCAGAAGACGAAUACUGGUCUGUUUUGCAGAAUGAACAAUUGUAUAUGAACAAACAGCUGAGCAAUC
This is a messenger RNA of Durio zibethinus, 2100 nucleotides long. The record is from RefSeq and is a predicted model, not a curated record. Lineage: Eukaryota; Viridiplantae; Streptophyta; Magnoliopsida; Malvales; Malvaceae.